UCUCUAGCUAUGUGGCCAGGAAUUCUGAUAUCUCAGAGUACGGUGGGGGGUGGGGGGGGUAUCACAGUGGAUUCUGUGGACCGACUUGCCUUUCACGAUGCGGCAGACCGGACAGAAGCUUGAUUUCAACUUUAGGACAUUAAAGAAAGUCCCAUCACGUGGGACUCGCAAGUUCAAAUGAAAAGGAGACAUUCGUGGGUGUAACCAACCCUGACUCCAGAAGAGAAUGCAGAGGCUGGAGAUCCGUGAUCUACCAGGACAUGCACUCUCCAAGGUCACCUGCCUGGCCCUGGAGUCCAGAGGCACCUGUGCCCAGCUCCAUCCCCCGCCUCAAGGCACCUUGCAAGUUGUCCGUGGAGAUGGCACAUCUCUGGGGACUGUGCUCAUAUUCCACUGCCCCUCUGGCCACCAGAUGGUGGGGUCUGGCCUCCUCACUUGCGCCUGGAAUGGGAGCACGGCUGACUGGUCUUCAGGAAGCCCUGUGUGCAAAGCUGUGCCACCGCACGAGACCUUUGGCUUCAAGGUGGCAGUGAUCGCCUCCAUUGUGAGCUGUGCCAUCAUCUUGCUCAUGUCCAUGGCCUUCCUCACCUGCUGCCUCCUCAAGUGCGUGCAGAAGAACGAGCAGCGGCGCGCUGACAGGACGGCACAGCUGUGGUACCAGCUGAGAGGCGAGGACCUGGAGACAGUACAAGCUGCCUACUUGGGCCUCAAGGGACACAACCACAAUAACAGAAGCAGCUUCGGUGGUGGCAAUGGUGGCUCCAGUGGUGGUGGCGGCAAGUCAGGGGUUCAGCACAGCCAGGCGCAUGACAACCACAGCUUCACCAGAGACCCCGGCGACAUCAGAGAGCACUCUGGUGUGACCCGCAGUGUGGACAAAGACCCUUGGACUUUCAGGAUGGGAACUCCGGGCCCUGGUGACUGCUCCAGCUCACCAUGCACCUACGCAAUGGUCCAUGCGAUGAACUCUGCAGGGCUGGCCCCUGGAAAUCCCGGGAGGCCCAAAGUGUACCUUCCAGGGUGACCCCACUGGCCAGAGGUCUGCAACUCAACAUUUGCCCAGCUGGACAUGGGCCAGGGCAGUCACCUCCAGGUAUAGGGGGCUGACAUUAAAGGCUGGGGCCCCAGUGGGGAACGGUCUUUCCUAGAGGAGACCUCUGCGGCUGUUACAGGACCUGUUCAUUGAACUGCUACUGGGGUGAGGUCCUGAAGAAGUCGCCACAACCUGGCUUCUUUUAGAGAGACUGAGACAUUUUAAAAAGAUAUAGUUUUGCAUAGUAGACUAUGAAAAUAUUAAUAAAGUACUUUCAGCAAAAGAGGUAGCCACCUUAUCAUCUUCUGGGGCAUGGAUGCACUGCCUGGAAGCCAGGGGGCCCCCAGGACUUCAUCUGUAAACCGCGGUGAGAGAAAUAGAUGUGUUUUCUUUGCAUAAAAACAUAAAGUGGGGUUGGAAGUGCA
This is a messenger RNA of Mus pahari (shrew mouse), 1458 nucleotides long. RefSeq names its product sushi domain containing 3 (gene Susd3). Lineage: Eukaryota; Metazoa; Chordata; Mammalia; Rodentia; Muridae. The transcript is spliced from 5 exons. Gene Ontology annotation, cellular component: plasma membrane. Bases 227 to 1024 code for a protein of 265 amino acids. The record is from RefSeq and is a predicted model, not a curated record.